GGCGCGGAGCGGGUGCCCGGCGCGGAGCGAGCGAGCGAGCGCAGCCAUGCCCCAGGCCGCCUCCGGGGCAGCAGCAGCGGCGGCCGGGGCCGGGGCCGGGGCCGGGGGCGCCGGGGGGCCGGCGGCGGCCCGGGUGGGACGAUGAAGCGGCAGAACGUGCGCACGCUGGCGCUCAUCGUGUGCACCUUCACCUACCUGCUGGUGGGCGCCGCGGUCUUCGACGCGCUGGAGUCGGAGCCGGAGAUGCUGGAGCGGCAGCGGCUGGAGCUGCGGCAGCGGGAGCUGCGGGCGCGCUACAACCUCAGCCAGGGCGGCUACGAGGAGCUCGAGCGCGUCGUGCUGCGCCUCAAGCCGCACAAGGCCGGCGUGCAGUGGCGCUUCGCCGGCUCCUUCUACUUCGCCAUCACCGUCAUCACCACCAUAGGCUACGGCCAUGCAGCGCCCAGCACGGACGGCGGGAAGGUGUUCUGCAUGUUCUACGCGCUGCUCGGGAUCCCGCUCACGCUCGUCAUGUUCCAGAGCCUGGGCGAACGCAUCAACACCUUCGUGAGGUACCUGCUGCACCGCGCCAAGAAGGGGCUGGGCAUGCGGCGCGCCGACGUGUCCAUGGCCAACAUGGUGCUCAUCGGCUUCGUGUCGUGCAUCAGCACGCUGUGCAUCGGCGCCGCCGCCUUCUCCUACUACGAGCACUGGACCUUCUUCCAGGCUUACUACUACUGCUUCAUCACGCUCACCACCAUCGGCUUCGGCGACUACGUGGCGCUGCAGAAGGACCAGGCGCUGCAGACGCAGCCGCAGUACGUGGCCUUCAGCUUCGUCUACAUCCUCACGGGCCUCACGGUCAUCGGCGCCUUCCUCAACCUCGUGGUGCUGCGCUUCAUGACUAUGAACGCGGAGGACGAGAAGCGCGACGCCGAGCACCGCGCGCUGCUCACGCGCCACGGGCAGGCGGGCAGCGGCGGGCUGGGCGGCCUGAGCUGCCUGAGCGCGGGCGUGGGCGUGGGCGUGGGCGUGGGCGACAGCGUGCACACCACCGACACCGCCUCGUCCACGGUGGCGGCGGGCGCGGGCGGCGCGGGCGGCUUCCGCAACGUCUACGCCGAGGUGCUGCACUUCCAGUCCAUGUGCUCGUGCCUCUGGUACAAGAGCCGCGAGAAGCUGCAGUACUCCAUCCCCAUGAUCAUCCCGCGGGACCUGUCCACGUCCGACACGUGCGUGGAGCAGAGCCACUCGUCGCCGGGAGGCGGCGGCCGCUACAGCGACACGCCCUCCCACCGCUGCCUGUGCAGCGGGACGCAACGCUCGGCCAUCAGCUCCGUGUCCACGGGCCUGCACAGCCUGUCCACCUUCCGCGGCCUCAUGAAGCGCAGGAGCUCCGUGUGACCUCCGCGGGGCCUGGCGCCCCUUCGAGCAGGGCGGGGGCUCGGCGUGGUGCGGCAGGGAUCGGCCGGGAGCGCCCCCCACUGGAGCCGUCUGCGGCCCGUGGGACUCCCCCAGGGCCCCCACUUCUGUCCCCCAGCCCCCAUCUCCGACUGUGCCUGCUCGCACCAGCUGGCAGGGGGCCGGGCUCCGAGGACCCGGGGGCCCCCCCUCAUCCAAGCCCUGCAAAUUCCAAGAAAUGUGAAACUUAGGGGAAGGGGGUCGAGGAGGGAAGGCAGAAGCUGGGAGCCUCUGGUCCUUUUGGAAAUCCAAGCUCCGCAGUCCUCAGAGGCCCUGCUGGUACCCAGACCCCCAUCGCCCGAGGGGACUUCGUGUUCCAUGUAUGUUUUGCAUCUCGAUUUAUACCUCUGUCCUGCCAGGUCUCCCACCUCCCCUGGGCUCCAAAAGCCAGGGUGUCUUUGUCCAGGUCACCCCCUCUCAGUCUCACUCCCCUUCCUCGUCCCCAGCUGUGUCUCCCAGCCCCCACUACCUUCUGUGUUGUUUUGCAUGGCUUUGCAGUUAUGGAGAAAGUGGAACCCAGGCAGCCCCUAAAACUAGUCCCCAGAGGGCAGGACAGGAAGAAAGGACAGGCGAGAAGAGCGAGAGAGAGGGAGAGAGGGAGUGGGGGAGGCGAAGCUCCCUGUCUGCGGGGCGGGGCGCUGGCAGGUGAGCCUAACUGGCCUCUCCUGGCGGCCUCGUCCUGGGGAGGGGGGCGCCUUCCAGACACUGCCCUUGGAAUCUGAGACAGAAAACUCGGAGUUGCCAUUCCUGGCUGCUGCUGCCACCGAUCACCAACUCUUACAUUUGUAGGGUGAUUUUUAGCCUCCAAAAACUAAGUCUUGCCUACUCAUUGGUUUGAGUCUCACAGCAUCCUACUUAGGUCACCCGGGCAAGAGUUCUUAUCCCCAUUUUACCAGUGAGACGCGAAAUGACUUUCCCAAGGUGAUACGGAUGGCAAAAGGAAAGGAGAACAAGAACCCGCCUGCUUGUCCUAGCCCAAGUGCUCUUCCCUUGUGGCCCAGCCCACUUCCGGAAGCAGAGCUCCUCCCUGCGUGCCCAGGGUCCUCCGAGAGCUGGGCUUAAGGCAGACCAAGAAGCCCUGCCGGGCCCUGCUGAGGCUCAGCCUCACCACACUGACCCCGGAUGCCUCUAGGCUGCCUGCUUACCAACACAGAGGUCUGGGAGACCCAGAUGAGCAGGGCUGGGUCUCCUGGGCCACAGGCCAGCUCUGAGAGUUUGAGAACCAUCCAGGGCAGCCAAGAGAGCUGGCAGGAACAUCAACUGGGACAUGAUCCCUGCCUACAGCCAGUGUAGGUACUUGUGUCCCAAAAAGCAGAGCUUAGCUGCAGCUGCAGGCAAAACACUCCUGCCUCUAGGGGCCUGGGCCUGGCGAGCCUUUGCCUCCCGUGCCUGCAGCUCAGGAGCUCAGGGCAAGCAGCGGAUGGAGGCGCUGUGCUAGCCCACUCCACAGCUGGAGCUGGUGUAGGGCUGGGGCAGCCUCACAGGCGGCAAGGGUCCUCUACCCCGCAGAGCUGCCUUCCUGUGCUGCCUGGCCAGCUCCUCCAUGCUGGCCAGCCAGCCCAGCCCUGGUGUCCAUCUAGGAAGCCUGAGGGAGGGACCUAUGGUGUGGUCAGCCUCAGGCUAUGGCUAUGGCUUCUAGCCUCUGGGGACCUCAGAGGAAGAAGCCCCAGUGCAGAGUGGAGGAGCUGGCUGCCGUGUGCCACCAGCAGGAGGCCUAGAGCCCGGAAAGGUGCCCUCUGUGUUCAUGUUGGGAGUGGGGCAGUGCUGGCUGCCCCUGUCCUGUGUGUGACCCUGCCCUCGAGGGUCAAGUCCUGUCAGACGUCAGACCCGAGGGAGCCACAACCAAAGCUGCAGAGAGGUGGGAAGGAAGCGGAGCGGCCCGGGGCAGAGCGUGGCAGACUGCUGGUCUCUGGCUGGGUCUUUCCUGGAGAACUGGAAGGCCAGUGUCACUUCCCUUCUCACCCCUUCAACUGCAGGCAGCCUUUCUGCUUCCCCGAUGCCUUAUGCCUGGGCACACUGCCACAGAAUAUGCAAUAUGUGUGGGUGACAUGCCCCACACCCACACCCCACCCGGGCAGCCCCUGAACUCCCCAGGCUGUGGCUGCCAGGCCCCCCUCAGCGCCCCCUGCCUAUCUGUCUUCACACUGAGAAUGGCGCCUAAUAAAUACUGUCCAUGGAGACCAGG
Messenger RNA from Cavia porcellus (domestic guinea pig), 3625 nucleotides. It is a transcript of the gene Kcnk3, whose product is annotated as potassium two pore domain channel subfamily K member 3. Gene Ontology annotation, biological process: stabilization of membrane potential; potassium ion transmembrane transport. The transcript has 2 exons. Bases 142 to 1383 code for a protein of 413 amino acids. Gene Ontology annotation, cellular component: plasma membrane. The record is from RefSeq and is a predicted model, not a curated record. NCBI's taxonomy places the organism in Eukaryota, Metazoa, Chordata, Mammalia, Rodentia, Caviidae. Gene Ontology annotation, molecular function: open rectifier potassium channel activity; outward rectifier potassium channel activity; potassium ion leak channel activity.